Molecule: messenger RNA, 8201 nt
Organism: Bacillus rossius redtenbacheri
Lineage: Eukaryota; Metazoa; Arthropoda; Insecta; Phasmatodea; Bacillidae
Product: WD repeat-containing protein 47
Exons: 10
Coding region: 367-3150 (927 amino acids)
Molecular function (GO): protein binding
Source: RefSeq, a predicted model, not a curated record
AGUUUAAAGUGUGUUUUGUUCUGAAACAUUGGCGUCAAUGAUUAGGCUAAGAUCGUCAUUUAUUUAUUUAUUAAAGCUGUUGUGGUUUGGCUCGGUACGGGCAGGACACGUCAAAAUAAAAUGUAGACGACACAUUGUUUAUUUACGGUCAACGAUCUAUGAGUCUUGACGUUCAGUUUCGUACAAUUUAAUGUGUGUUAUUAGUUCCGUAGUUUGUCAAGGCGUGGGCGAUAUUGCGUGCAGUUUAAAUUGAGUUGAUAUUGUGCAAUUAAUUGAAACCUCUGUUUCGUACCUGUUUUAGUUAAAGAUUAUCCAUGCGUAUUAAUUGAAUGUUUACUAUAUUUUUGAAGAACUGUGUGGUACGAGAUGCCGUCCGCGCAUCUCACGCUCCGCGAGGAGGAUGUGGUGCGACUCUCGCUCGAGUUCCUCCACACGCGCGAGCUGCACAUCUCGCAGAUGAGCCUGGAGCGUGAGACGGGCGUCAUAAACGGCGCCUACUCCGACGACGUGCUGUUCCUGCGCCAGCUCAUCCUCGACGGUCAGUGGGACGACGUGCUGGAGUUCAUCCAGCCGCUGGAGACGCUCGAGCUGUUCGACGCGCGUCGCUUCCGCUACGCCGUGCUGAGGCACAAGUACGUGGAGCUGCUGUGCAUCAAGUCCGAGGCGGCGGGCCCCGGCAUCAACGUGGACGGCGCCGUGGGCGACGUGGUGAAGGUGCUGCAGGAGCUGGAGCGGGUGGCCCCCACCAAGGAGGACUACUCCAACCUGUGCCUGCUGCUCACGUUGCCGCGCCUCUCCGACCACAUGCAGUACAAGGACUGGAACCCCAGCAGCGCCCGCGUGCAGUGCUUCCGCGAAGUGUUCCCUCUCGUCGAGAAGUUCCUGCCCGGCGAGAAGAAGGGCCAGCCGAGCGCCACGGCCCGCAAUGACCGGCUCAUCCACCUGCUCAUCAAGGGCAUCCUGUACGAGUCGUGCGUGAGCUACUGCCAGGCGCGCGCCACCGUGGGCGGCAAGGAGACGCAGCACCACGAGAUGACCUUCUCGCGCCUGCUGGACGGACCCGCUGCCUACGCCGACUCUGACCUCAGCCUGCUGUCGUGGCUCCAGAGCAUCCCUCCCGACACCUUCUCCGUGCCCUUCGAGCAGCGCACGCUCAACGUGGACAUCGAGAAGCUGGAGAGGCCAUCGCUGGAGACCUCGUGGACGGAGCACAUGCUGGUGACGCCCAUCAAACCCAAGCUGUUCCCCCACUCGGCCAUGCCCUUCACGCGACCUCGUUCUGCUGCCGAUGCCAUGUCGAGAUCGCUGUUGCCUGCCCUCGACGGCCUGUCCGCCGGCGGUGCCUGCCAAGCCGAACGAGAUGGUGCCAUGCUCAUGGCGUUGUCCACCGGUGACAUAAGCACCAUGUCGCGCUCGUCCUUCGCUUCCUUUCACCUCACCGGCUACAAGAACUCCAAGCUCAUGAACACUUCUGUGGAUCGCUUGUUUGAUGGGGAGGGCAGCGACGUAUUCCUCAGUGGCAGCUUUGCCGAUUUCCAGCAGCAGCAGCAGCAGCAGCAGCAGCAGCUGCCUUCCAUCUCGGAGGUGUCACCGGGAGCCAGUAAGACGGACAAUAAGCCUCCAGCAUUGUCGGCAGCAUCUACGCCAGAGCACCGGGGGCGCGAGUCCCCGGCCAUGAGCUCGUCGACCACGCGGUCUUCGCGCAGAGACUCGCUGUCGGAGCGGCCGGCAGGCGAUCAGCAGCAGCACCAGCAACACCAGCAGCACCAGCAGCACCAGCAGCACCAGCAAGAGUUCAGCGGUGACUUGCUGAAGGAGUUCCAGCGGCAGAAGCAGAGACUGCAGGACACACUGCAAGCCAAGGACCGCGAGAGAGAGGAGCUGGUGAGACAGCUGCAGUCCGCCGACAACCGCCUACAUGACUCUGCCAGUGGAAACAGCACUGGCACAGUGGUGGUGCACACGAGUCCUACCCCAGCUGCUGUACCCAGUCCAGCUCAUCCCACCCUCAAUGGCACCUGCAACUCUUCCAGGGGCCAGGCCAGUUGUGCUGUAGACAGUCCUGCUGGAGUGCACAAUGACCACUAUGAUGCAGUCAAGCCUGGGGCGCGUGCAGCACACCCGCAGGUGAACGGCGGCACCAAUGACAGCACCAGCAGGCCACGCUUCGUGGCCGUCACUAGCUUGGAAGACGUCCAGGCGGUGCGCUGUGCAGAGUUCCACCCGAAUGGCUGCCUGUACGCUGUCGGCUCCAACUCCAAGACUCUGCGAGUCUGCGCCUACCCCAAACUCGCUGAUCUCAGGGAGGACCACGCCACGCACCAGCCGACGGUGCUGUUCAAGCGCACCAAGCACCACAAGGGCUCCAUCUACUGCCUGGCGUGGACGCCCAUGGGGGACCUCAUGGCCACCGGCAGCAACGACAAGACGGUCAAGCUGAUGCGCUUCAACACCGACACCUCCAACCUGGAAGGCCAGGAGACUGAGCUGACGAUGCACGACGGCACGGUGCGAGACCUGUGCUUCGUGGAGGACACCAGCAACAAGUCCAGCCUGCUGAUCAGCGGUGGAGCCGGCGACUGCAAGAUCUACGUGACGGACUGUGCUACGGGCACGCCCUUCCAGGCGCUGAGCGGCCACUCAGGCCACGUGUUGUCGCUGUACAACUGGGGUGGAGCCAUGUUCGUGAGUGGCUCGCAGGACAGGACGGUGCGCUUCUGGGACCUCCGCACGCGCGGCUGUGUCAACAUGGUCACCCCUGCCACCAUGGCCAGUUCCAAGGCGGGCUCGCCGGUGGCGGCGGUGUGCGUGGACCCCAGCGGACGCCUGCUGGUGUCGGGCCACGAGGACUGCAGCUGCGUGCUGUACGACAUCCGGGGCUGCCGCAGCGUCCAGGGCUUCAAGCCACACUCGGCCGACGUGCGGUCCAUCCGCUUCUCGCCCAGCGCCUACUACCUGCUCACCGCCGGCUACGACAACAAGCUGGUGCUCACCGACCUGCAAGGGGACCUCACGCUGCCGCUGCCCAGCGUGGUGGUGGCUCAGCACCAGGACAAGGUCAUCUCGGGCCGCUGGCACCCCAGCGAGUUCUCCUUCCUGAGCACGAGCGCCGACAAGACGGCCACGCUGUGGGCCCUGCCGCCCGUCUGACCGCCCGUCUCUUACUCUUACACACAAUCUUCAAUUAAACCAAGUUUUUUUUGAAGUUAUUUAAUAAUUUAUAAAUUUUUAUAUUUUAUUGUAUGCAUAUGUAGCUAAAAUAUUAUUUGUAAAUCUUUCAAAAGGUAUGUAAUUGAUAUAAACCAAAUAUUAAAUUAGUGUUUUAAUACUUAACGGUCACUCGUGUAGAUAACUGCGUUUCAAACAAUUUUUCUUUUGCGAAGUUAUUUUUAAAUCUGUCGGUAGUGUUUUAAGAAUGAAUUGUAACAGUUAGGCUUACUAUGUGACAAGUUAAAAAAAAAUUAUUUCAGCUCAACUCACCAAAAAUUAAGUGCAUAGAUGUUAUAUAUUGCCUUUAAAUGUAAAUAGUACUUAAGAAAAGAUUAUUUAUUUAGUUUAUGGUAUGUUGCAUGUAGCGUUACAGAACUUUGAUAAUACGAGGUCACAAAUAAAGAGCACCACUGUCAGGUGGCAAGUUGGUGCUAUGUCUAAAAGCUUGAAAUUUUUGCAAUAUAUUUAUUUCAAUCAAUCAAAGUAAGUUUAUCUAAAAAAAAUUAAUUUUAUAUUUACUAAAUCAUGUGUUUUACUUACUUGCUUAUCAAGUUUCAUGUACAAUAUUUGUAAUUUUUUAAUAUUUUAGGUUUGUAUGGAAUGCAUCUCAUCGUAAAAAUUUGGCUGAGGAGUUCCCGGAAACUUGGAAAUUGUAAAAUAUAUAUGGAAGUCACGGGUGAAAGCAUUUUCCUGAGAAAAGAGAUUAUAAUACAUAUUAACAUAGUGUUAGUAAACUAUUAUUUUAUGACUAUGCUCAGCAAAAUUUAUCAAAAUUAACUUCUACUCAGGCAAUAUUAUUUAUUCAUGCCAAUAUUGAGCCUUUCUAGAAACAUAAUUUAAAAUAUUGAUGACCAAGAGUGGUGAUAGGUGAUUCUGCUCGCAUGAAGAUCUGAAAAUGUGAACUAUUACUGUUAAUUUUUUUGUUACAAAAAAACCACAGAUGUCAAACUUCAGUUACGAAUUAGGUACACACGUUCUUCACAUACUGUGUUUAUUGUGCCUUCAUUUGCAUCUAAAGUGACUAAUUGGUAAAUAAAAAAAACAUUUGAUUAAAACAUUGUUGUAUUACAUCUGAUUAAAACAUUGUUGUAUUACAUCUGAUUUGUUGAUAUUGUACAAUGUAUUCAUAUUCUUUUUAAACCCGUACAUGUAGCGAAUAUUCACUGAACCAAGGUAUCUGCUCCAUCAUCAUCAGUAAUGAUGUUCAAAGGUGCUUUUUUGUUCUGUUAAACUGAAAACUAAGAUUUGAUAUAUAGAUAUCAACAGAGGGAAUAUUUCUUUAUUUUAUAAAAAAUAAAAACCACAAUUUUAAUAUGCAUUAUUUCUGGAAAACGUUUUAUUGUGUUUAUAUUUUAAUCGCAUCUUAAAAAUAAAAUUUAAAAUCUGGUCGUGGGGCCUACAAACAUACAGAUUGUGUUUGAAAUACUCAUUUAUUCAUGUAAUUGCACGAGUUGGGCCAGUAUGCCAUACCGGGACGAACAGUGGUCAUCUCAGAACUAGGUGUACAUUUUGGAUGAGCAUCAUCUGCAGUAGUGGACCAGCAGUAGUCUGCAAGUGUUGGCCAUGUUGCAUGGUUGGUUCUAAAGUCUGCAGGUAGGUGGCACUGUGCAGUCCAGUACGAAGAGAAUUUUUGCAUAGCAAGGACACUAGAUUGGUAAGGUGAAACUUUAUCACAGACUGUUUCCUCAUUAACAACCUUGGUAAUCUCACCCAUGAGUUUAAGGACCAUCUUUAUGAAUCGUUGAUAUCCUCAUUUUGUGUUAGCUAUUUCACUGUGCCUUUUUUAACCUCUCUUGAAAUUGCAAAAACCUUGAGAGCAGAAAAGUUAUGCAAAUACUGUAUAAACCCACGUACCACCCGCCCCCGGGUAAGACCCGCACCCUUAUUUUUAGAAUGCCAUGGUGGGAAAAAAUGUUUUUAUUGCAAAUCUGCAUGGAAAAAAUAAUAAUUUAGUCGUGAUUUCUUUUCUUUUCAACCAGUAACAAAUCGUAAAGAAUUACCAAAAAAGUACUAUGCUACUUAUUACAGCCUCGGCAUUUGCGUUAAAAGUGUACAGAAGGCAGGCUACUUCAAUGUGGCAACAUCGCGCGAGUAGAACGUGGCAUCGGCGCGCGCGAACGAUAACAACACGCCGAGUAUGCGCGUGACCUUGCCCAGCUCCCAGCUGUUUACAGUUACAAUCUUCCGCGUCCAUUAUCGUGCGCUGGGCAAUGACCUCGUUCAAACAAAAUAAACGAUAAAGCACGCGAGUCCGAGCCACGCAUAAUAAAAACUAUUUUUAUUACAUGCAUAUAAAAAACCUUGUGCCUAAAUGUGGCAUAUUCUACAGCUUCCGCAGCUUUAACACAUGACUCUGAAAUGCUAUUGAUUUCUCAUCGUAGCUUGUCGGUAAACGCUAGCAGAUUGUAGUACCCGCCUCAUGGACAAACCCUUUCUUACCAUGAACCUGCGCAUCCAGUUCCUUCUUGUUUUAAAGCCUUCACCCACGCCAAGUUCACGAGCAAUUUGCAGCGCCUUUAGCGAACACAUUUCCGUGCUUACAGCGCACCCGAAUUGCCGUCUGUCUUGAUGUGGUCGUGGAGUUUUUCCUCUAUCUUCGGAAACUUUGCUACCGCACCACGGAACGCACGUCUAUCGCCACUGGCCGAAAACAGUUUGUCUUUACUUUUCCUCCAAUCCCUCACACAUGAUUCGUCGACAUAUUUUCGCCCAGCAACACGGUUACCGAUUUCUUCCGCUUCACUGAUUAUUUUUAAUUUUUCCGCAACUGUGAAAGAACGCAACUCUACGAUUCAUUAUAAUAGUUGCAGCCAACACACGUGUAAAACCACUGGGUACUUUGCAAAUGAGCGUAGGACAGUGCGUACUUUAUUUACUCUAUGCGUGGGAGCGCGCGUUUGUAACCAGCGAAGCUGCAGCGUGACAACGCUGUGAGGAAUGUGACCUUGACUGUCUGCCGCUUCCUUCCCCUCCUUUCCCCUACUUCUCUUUUCUAUCACAGCAAUCUCCAGUCUCGCCGGCGUUAUUUUGUCACCGCGCUAAAAUGGCCCAAGACCCGUGUAACACCCGCACCCUACUUUUUCGAACCCGAUUAUUUGAAAAAAGGUGCGGGUGGUACGUGGGUUUAUAUGGUACUCAACGUGUGUAGAUGGUAAAAUUUCCUUAAGCUCAAAAAAGUCUUGCGUCAUCUUGACGUAAGGCAGGGCAGCCAAUUGCUUGGCAAAGGAUUGUCUACUUAUGUUAUAGACCUAGCUUAGAUAUGCAACCACAGUUGUAUGCAAAUCAUGGAUAGAUGCUAAACCAGCUUUUUACAGAUGUCGCAUGAACCAUCUUAGGUGUGAGUCAAGCAGGACAUGACCAGAAGAGAGAAUAAAACACAUUUAUUACACAGUUUGGAAUUCCUGCAAUACUGCGUCUAACAGUAGAAGUCAAUAGGGGUCCACGCCUCAAUUCCUGCUAAAACAAAAACAGUCGUGAACAAUGCUUACUGGCAUUACCAUCACCCCUGGAUCCAUUCGCCCAACACAAGUGUGCCUUCUCGCAUGUUUCAGGCACAUACAGUCACAUCUCUUCCCAGAGAACAUUUAAGGGGUUCCGCCACUUUAUGUUAAUAUUGUAUAUAUAGUUGCAAAUAUAGACUACGCGCUCUUGUAUUGACUGCUAUGGACUGCCAUCCUAAUGAUGGCGCGAUAAAAAAAAUCUCCAUCUGCAUGAUGAUGGACUUACUGCAGCAAGUAUUUUGAUUUACUCUACAAUCAGGGUGUCUAAUAGUCACUAGUCCCUAAAAAGUCAUGGUAUUGAACAGAUGCUCACGAAUGUCCCGAUUAAGUCUUAGAAGUACACAUAUUAAGAUUUUUUUGUGUUACAUAAAGAGAGGUAAUUUUCACAAUAUCAUUGAGGGUGUUUGUAAGCAGCUGUUUAACGUUAUUUUAUCUUAUCAGACACUAUAGCUUAAUUGUAUGUAAAAAAUUUUGUUCUUAUUUCAGCAUAGCGGUAAAAACUAAUAUAAUUUUAAACAAAUAUAAAAUAUGAUUUAAAUAUAUUAAAUGGAUAUUUGCCAUCGCUGAUUUUACACUAGUUUUCAUUGAAGAAUCUUAAGAAUAUACCUACAACAAAGAAGGUUUUACUAUUAUGACAUCCUGUGUAAACCAUCUGUGGUAUAUGGCGGUAAAAUUAUUUAGAAAUUAUCUUCGUCAUUGCAAGAAUCAAUCAAAGAACAGAAAUAUCAGGCUAUACUUCAUCAUGGCAACAUGGAGUCACAAGCCUGUACGAUGUGGUGAGUCGUCAGCAUUUAUUUCAUGCAAAGGAAGCUAGAAAUAAGUAAACAAUAUUGCUGAAUUAACACUUUUUGUGUAAAAAGUUACUAUAAAUGUAUCAAGUGUUCCAGUAAGAGGUGACAAUCUUGUUUUAAGGAUGUGUGUUUACUGAACCAACGUAUUUUAAUGUGUUUAUUUUGUUUUGUAUUUUUACUAAUACAUAUGUUUAUAUGUGAAAUUUGGCUGUUCAAAAGGUUUGUGGUAGACUGCUUCAGCAAAGUUGCAUGCAUUUAUUGUUUUUUACCAGUGAUAAAAGUGCCAGGAAAGUUUCAUUUUCAAGACAUUUGGUUGGAAGAGGAGAAAUGGAAAUUAUGGCGAAGAGCUAGUAAAAUAUGCAUUUUCAGCUUUUUUGUACACUUUGCAAAAAAUACUUUGACACUUCUCACUCUGUUGUAAAUGCAAUUAAAUGCCAUGAAAAAUAAAAAAUACUGAGUUUUUUAAUGUCCUCAAGUCUGGCAGACAUAAAAUGUUAUCUUGUGUUAAUGAGGACACCUUCGACCCUUCUUAUGCUAACCAUCUAGUUCAUCAGAGCCUGGGUCCAGCAUGCCAAAUUAUAAUUCAUUCAGUGAACAGUAAACCAAGCUAUGCUAUCUUUUUGUCACACUUCACUCUUUCUUGAUGACUUGUGUAACUAGUGGAUCUUUUAGUUUCAAAAGGCAAAAUAAUGAUUUCGUC